GUCAGUGCGGUGCUGCGCCGGGAAACAUGGCGUCGGAGGGGAUGAUUUUAACGAACCACGACCACCAAAUCCGCGUCGGGGUCCUCACAGUGAGUGACAGUUGCUUCAGGAACCUUGCCGAGGAUCGUAGUGGGAUAAACCUUAAAGAUCUGGUCCAGGACCCUUCUUUGUUGGGUGGGACUAUAUCUGCAUACAAGAUAGUGCCAGAUGAAAUAGAAGAAAUUAAGGAGACGCUGAUAGAUUGGUGUGAUGAAAAGGAACUUAAUUUGAUUUUAACAACUGGAGGAACAGGGUUUGCACCACGAGAUGUCACUCCAGAGGCCACUAAAGAAGUAAUAGAGCGAGAAGCCCCAGGGAUGGCCCUGGCAAUGUUGAUGGGAUCACUUAAUGUAACUCCUCUGGGCAUGCUUUCUAGACCUGUGUGUGGAAUCAGAGGAAAAACUCUCAUAAUCAAUCUGCCAGGUAGCAAGAAAGGAUCACAGGAAUGCUUUCAGUUUAUACUGCCAGCCCUACCUCACGCCAUUGAUCUUUUGCGGGAUGCCAUUGUAAAAGUAAAGGAGGUACAUGAUGAACUUGAAGAUCUACCUUCACCACCACCUCCUCUCUCUCCUCCUCCAACCACCAGCCCUCACAAGCAGACAGAAGACAAAGGAGUACAGUGUGAGGAAGAGGAGGAAGAGAAGAAGGAUAGUGGAGUUGCAUCAACAGAGGAUAGUUCCUCUUCACAUAUAACUGCAGCAGCCAUUGCAGCUAAGAUUCCAGACUCCAUUAUCUCUCGUGGUGUUCAGGUGCUCCCACGUGACACAGCCUCCCUCAGCACUACCCCUUCAGAAUCUCCUCGUGCCCAGGCCACCUCUCGUCUCUCUACUGCAUCCUGUCCAACACCGAAACAAAUUAGACGGCCGGAUGAAAGCAAAGGAGUUGCUAGUAGAGUUGGAUCCCUCAAACUCCAUCGAAAGCUGGAGGAGCUCAGAGGUCACCUAGAAGGCAAUGUCAAAGGAUGCUCUCUCCGAGUAAAUGCUCGGCUCCCUUCGUGCUCAUCCACCUAUAGUGUUUCUGAGGUCCAGUCCAGGUGCAGCAGCAAGGAGAACAUCCUCAGAGCAAGUCACAGUGCUGUUGACAUUACCAAGGUAGCAAGAAGACACCGCAUGUCUCCAUUCCCAUUGACAUCUAUGGACAAGGCCUUCAUCACAGUUCUGGAGAUGACCCCAGUGCUCGGAACAGAAAUCAUCAAUUACAGAGAUGGAAUGGGCCGAGUCCUUGCACAAGAUGUAUAUGCAAAAGAUAACCUACCACCAUUUCCAGCAUCAGUAAAAGAUGGCUAUGCUGUCAGAGCUGCUGAUGGCCCAGGGGAUCGAUUCAUCAUAGGGGAAUCCCAGGCUGGUGAGCAGCCAACUCAGACUGUGAUGCCUGGUCAGGUAAUGCGAGUUACAACAGGUGCUCCAAUCCCAUGUGGUGCUGAUGCAGUGGUGCAAGUGGAAGAUACCGAACUCAUCAGGGAAUCAGAUGAUGGCACUGAAGAACUAGAGGUUCGAAUCCUGGUACAGGCUCGACCAGGCCAAGAUAUCAGACCUAUAGGACAUGACAUUAAAAGAGGUGAAUGUGUGUUGGCGAAAGGAACCCACAUGGGUCCAUCUGAGAUUGGUCUCUUAGCAACUGUUGGAGUAACAGAAGUAGAAGUUAACAAGUUCCCAGUGGUUGCAGUCAUGUCAACAGGGAAUGAGCUACUGAAUCCUGAGGAUGACCUCUUACCAGGAAAGAUUCGAGACAGUAACCGUUCAACUCUCCUAGCUACAAUCCAAGAGCACGGCUAUCCAACAAUUAACUUGGGAAUUGUGGGAGAUAACCCAGAUGAUUUACUGAAUGCACUGAAUGAGGGUAUCAGCCGUGCCGAUGUGAUCAUUACAUCAGGAGGUGUAUCGAUGGGAGAAAAGGACUAUCUUAAACAGGUGCUGGACAUCGAUCUUCACGCACAAAUUCACUUUGGCAGAGUUUUUAUGAAACCAGGCCUGCCAACAACUUUUGCAACUCUGGAUAUUGAUGGCGUAAGAAAGAUAAUCUUUGCACUCCCAGGCAACCCGGUGUCAGCUGUUGUCACCUGCAAUCUCUUCGUUGUUCCCGCGCUGAGGAAAAUGCAGGGUAUCCUGGAUCCUCGGCCCACCAUUAUCAAAGCCAGGUUAUCAUGUGAUGUAAAAUUGGACCCCCGCCCAGAAUAUCAUCGGUGCAUACUGACUUGGCAUCACCAAGAACCACUACCUUGGGCACAGAGUACAGGGAAUCAGAUGAGUAGUCGUCUGAUGAGUAUGCGCAGUGCCAAUGGACUGUUGAUGCUACCUCCAAAGACAGAGCAGUAUGUGGAGCUUCACAAGGGGGAGGUGGUGGAUGUCAUGGUCAUUGGAAGGCUAUGAUGUCACCAGCAAGAGCGACGCUUUGAUGCAUGUCCACAUAUCAUUGACUGUAUCCUGUAAUAUGCAACGGCACAGCUAGUUUUUCUGAUUUGGAUAAAAGUUGAUCAGUAUAGUCAACAUCUUGAACUAUAUUUCAAAUGGAAUUUAAAUAAAUACCUUUUAAAAAAAAACUUUAAAAGCAAAUCUUAACAAAGAAAUUUAUUCUGAUUAUAUCAAAGCAACUUUUUCCUUUCCUUGCAAUUGCUUUGUGUGUUCAAUGCUAGUUCUAAUAGCGGUAGCUUUUAGUAGACAGCAGUAGGUGCCUGCAGAACUUGUGUUUUUUCUCAUCUUUAAGAUACAACUACUUAUGCUCUUAAAACAAGGCUGUCUGCUUAUUUAUACUAGCGUAGACAACACUUGGAUUUCCCUUAUUAGUAUGCUUCAUAACCGCUUCACAGAGAGCUUCUGCUUGUUCUUUAUCUUGUAUCUCGUGUUGAUGUGCACAGUGCCAAAAGCAGAGUGGCUGCACUGGGAACCCAAUGAAGCCGCGAGGUUUUACCACCUCGCUGUGCGUUCAGGGAUCUCUCUUGUCCCAGCAGCCACCCAGCUCAGUACUCUUGGGCAGUAACUGGAUACCUUUUAUUUCAACAAACAAACAAAAAAAUUGCUUCCUUAAGUGCUGACAGCCUUUUUAACCAAUACAUUUAAAAAUGUACAGAACUAAAAACUAAAAAAAAAAAAAAUCAAAGACUGAUCUUGUACAGAUAUUAGUGUUACCAGCAUUCGUGUGGAAAUUAAAUGAGCAAAGAAAUAAAACUAAUGUUAAACAACUCUGUACCAUAACAUUUUCUGUAAUGAUAUUGAAACU
This is a messenger RNA of Rhea pennata, 3255 nucleotides long. It is a transcript of the gene GPHN, whose product is annotated as gephyrin. The record is from RefSeq and is a predicted model, not a curated record. Gene Ontology annotation, cellular component: cytosol; dendrite; cytoplasm. Gene Ontology annotation, biological process: postsynaptic neurotransmitter receptor diffusion trapping; gamma-aminobutyric acid receptor clustering; glycine receptor clustering. The transcript is spliced from 25 exons. Lineage: Eukaryota; Metazoa; Chordata; Aves; Rheiformes; Rheidae. Gene Ontology annotation, molecular function: molybdopterin molybdotransferase activity. Bases 27 to 2408 code for a protein of 793 amino acids.